Orbilia oligospora ATCC 24927 is the source of this 330-nucleotide messenger RNA. RefSeq lists its product as uncharacterized. The record is from RefSeq and is a predicted model, not a curated record. Gene Ontology annotation, biological process: ribosomal large subunit biogenesis; cytoplasmic translation. Gene Ontology annotation, molecular function: structural constituent of ribosome. Bases 1 to 330 code for a protein of 109 amino acids. Lineage: Eukaryota; Fungi; Ascomycota; Orbiliomycetes; Orbiliales; Orbiliaceae. Gene Ontology annotation, cellular component: ribosome; cytosolic large ribosomal subunit. The transcript is spliced from 4 exons.
AUGUCGUCCGGCAGCCCUCACAGAUUAUACGUUAAGGGAAAGCACUUGUCUUACCAGAGGGGGAAGCGCAAUACCGACCCAAACACCUCUCUCAUCAAGAUUGAGGGCGUUGAUAGCACCGAAGAUGCUCAAUUCUACCUCGGAAAGCGAGUAGCAUAUGUCUACCGCUCCAAGAAGGCCAUCCGAGGCUCUAAGAUCCGUGUCAUCUGGGGCAAGAUCACAAGGCCACACGGAAACAAUGGCGUCGUCAGGUCGAAAUUCAGAAACAACCUCCCUCCCAGCUCGUUCGGCGCCACUCUUAGAAUAAUGCUCUACCCAUCCAACAUCUAA